This is a messenger RNA of Neoarthrinium moseri, 303 nucleotides long. RefSeq lists its product as uncharacterized. The transcript is spliced from 3 exons. Lineage: Eukaryota; Fungi; Ascomycota; Sordariomycetes; Amphisphaeriales; Apiosporaceae. The record is from RefSeq and is a predicted model, not a curated record. The coding region runs from base 1 to 303 and encodes 100 amino acids.
AUGCCCUCCGGACCCGCUAAAGCUGUGGUUAACGGUACAACCGUGGCCGAGACCGACACCUACGAGGUUGUCGAGGGGAACGUGUACUUCCCUCCGUCAUCAAUCAAGUCCGAGUUCUUUAGCAAAACGGAUCACAGCACGCACUGCCCUUGGAAAGGAGAUGCGAGCUACUAUACGCUCAAGGUCGGGGACAAGGAGCUCGAGAACGCGGCUUGGUACUACCCCGAGACCAAAGAAAAAGCCAAUAACAUCAAGGGCUACGUGGCUUUCUAUAAAGGCAAGGUCGAAGUAGCCACCAACUAG